Thunnus maccoyii (southern bluefin tuna) is the source of this 813-nucleotide messenger RNA. Its product is annotated as charged multivesicular body protein 4b-like. The transcript is spliced from 5 exons. The record is from RefSeq and is a predicted model, not a curated record. Gene Ontology annotation, cellular component: ESCRT III complex; cytoplasmic side of plasma membrane; multivesicular body. The coding region runs from base 130 to 723 and encodes 197 amino acids. Lineage: Eukaryota; Metazoa; Chordata; Actinopteri; Scombriformes; Scombridae. Gene Ontology annotation, biological process: late endosome to vacuole transport via multivesicular body sorting pathway; vesicle budding from membrane.
ACUCUUAUUUAGUUUUGAAAUUAGUCACCAGGUUACAGGCAGCUGUGUCUUGUCAGGAAAUUUAAAACUACACUAUAACUCAGAGCCUGUCUCAGUCACUGAGUUUGUGUUCUAACUGGCAUCACAAACAUGUCUUUGUUUGUUAAGAUGUUCAGUGGAGGAGAAAAGGUCACGAAGAACUGCAAACAAGAGGAGACAGAGAAACUCCCAGAGACAGAGGAGCUGCUAAUGAAGAAGAAAGAGUUUCUGAAGAAAAAGAUUGACCAGGAGCUGCUGUUCGCCAAGAAAAACAGCAGAAAAAACAGAAGAGUGGCUCUGCAGGCCCUGAGAAAAAAGAAGAGGUAUGAGAAACAUGUCAAGUACAUUGACUGUGCUGUCAAGGCCAUGAGGUCGGCUCAUGAACACAUGGAUAUUCUCAACAAGGUGAAUGACCUGAUCAAGGACAUCACAGAGGAGCAUGAAGGGACUCAAGACAUGUCAGACACCCUCUACACAUCUGCGAGCUUUGGAGUGGAGUUUGAUGAGGAUGAGCUGCAAGCAGAGCUGGAGAGGCUGGAGAGGAGUCUGGAUGAGAGCGUCUUUGAGACGGACAGAAUGAACGAGCAGCUCUCUUGUCCCAAAGUGUCGUCCACAGCAUCACCUUCCCAACCUGCCAUGACGGAGGAGGACGAGAUUGAGGAUGCUUUAGACCGUCUGCGGCGCUGGGCUAAUGAACCCUUGUAAACACAUCGUUGGCCACAUCACACUGGUGUUAGAGAGAGAAGAGGAGUGGCCAAGAUGGAAUAAACGUAACAAUAGGGACCUGUUCAUGAA